Molecule: messenger RNA, 630 nt
Organism: Varanus komodoensis (Komodo dragon)
Lineage: Eukaryota; Metazoa; Chordata; Lepidosauria; Squamata; Varanidae
Gene: CLDN4
Product: claudin 4
Exons: 1
Coding region: 1-630 (209 amino acids)
Biological process (GO): bicellular tight junction assembly; cell adhesion
Cellular component (GO): bicellular tight junction; plasma membrane
Molecular function (GO): structural molecule activity
Source: RefSeq, a predicted model, not a curated record
AUGGCCUCCAUGGGGAUGCAGGUGCUGGGCAUCGCCCUCUCGGUGCUGGGCUGGCUGGGCACCAUCCUGUGCUGCGGGCUGCCCAUGUGGCGGGUGACGGCCUUCAUCGGCAACAACAUCGUGGUGGCCCAAAUCAUCUGGGAGGGGCUGUGGAUGAACUGCGUGGUCCAGAGCACCGGGCAGAUGCAGUGCAAGGUCUACGAGUCCAUGCUGGCCCUGCCGCAGGACAUGCAGGCCGCCCGGGCCAUGGUCAUCAUCGCCAUCCUGCUGGCGGUGGCGGGCCUCUUCUUCGCCAUCCUGGGGGGCAAGUGCACCAACUGCGUGGAGGACGAGGGCCCCAAGGCCCGGAUCGUGGUGGCGGCCGGCGCCGUCUUCAUCCUCUCCGGCCUCCUGCUCCUCAUCCCGCUGUGCUGGACGGCCAACAACAUCAUCCGCGACUUCUACAACCCCAUGAUCACCGAGAGCCAGAAGCGGGAGUUCGGUCCCUCGCUCUACAUCGGCUGGGCCUCCUGCGGGCUGCUGCUCCUCGGGGGAGGGCUGCUGUGCUGCAACUGCCCCCCCAGAAGCGAGAAGCCGUACUCGGCAAAAUACACGGCCACCCGCUCGGUUCCAGCCAGCAACUACGUCUGA